CACAGAAAGAAAUCAAGAAAUCAAGUUGGGUUUAUCCACCCACCCUGCUUCCACAGAAGCUGACGAGCCAAAAGACGAAACCAGACAGAUAAAUGAAAUCAGUCAGAGUUAAAGUAAUAAGUCUGAUGGUGGCUAAUUGAGUUAAAGCUAACAUGGGAAGCGUCGCUGAUGCUAACAGAGGAGAAUUGAGUUCAAGCUAACAUGCGAAGCAUAGCUGAUGCUAGGAUAAUGCUACUGCUUAGCAAACUGAGCCCGUCAAAUAAUCAAUCAGAGCUGCCGAACAAAGUAUAAAAACUAAGUUUGUUAAAUUUACCUUGUAGUUUACGGGGGUGUUUAACACUUUGAAAUGUCUGCAUUUUGUGUGGGUGCUACAUAGUAGAGGAAGGCACUACAUCACAUUUUCAAGUUGAUCCGAUACCAAGGAAAUACCGGGACAGUAUUAUAUUUUAUUUUUAUUUUAUUUAUUUUAAGUGGUCCACGUGUGUUAUAAUGUAAUCAAAAAAUCUGAAAUGCGAAUAUGAGAUGAUGCACUGUAUUGUAUGUCUACAAAAAUGAACAAAUUGCAGUAACACUGAGGGAACGGAAACGGGGAGGACCCACUUUCCCACUUCUGCUUUUUCCACCCACUAGUAAAUGUCCCAUUCUAAUGCAUGCUGUGGGUUGCUUCAACGAUGAAAGAGAGGUGGAUUGUUUUGCUAUUUAUUUCAAAUGCAUGGAGCGGAGACUGGGGCGUCAUGUUCAAGGAUCAGUGUGCUUUGGAAGGGACCACACUGCGUAUUGCGUGCAAGUAUGACUACCCUUUUGGUCAUAUUGUCACUUCGGCUGCCUGGUUCAAAGGUCAGCGGAGGUCUGGUCAGUGGGUCCUGUAUUCCCUGCCAAGUUUGCCAACAUCGGCGUCAAGCCAAGUUCACUUUGAAUAUGUGGGCACCUACCGGGGAGACUGCAGCUUGAAGAUCAAUAACUUAAAACGUUCCGAUGAAGGAUUUUACUUCUUUCGUUUUGUGACCACACUCAGCAGCUGGACCAGCAAACGUCCACUUUAUUUAUCAGUGAAAGAACUGACGGCUGUUUUGGAGCCAAGCACAGUGACGGAAGGCCAACGGGUCAGUCUGUCCUGUGAGACGGGUUGUGCCACACAGCUCCAGACGGUGUGGUACCGAGAUGGGAAACUGGUACCAAAUCCGGUCUUCUGGGCGAGAAAAAAUAAUUCUGGGAACUACUAUUGCACUGUCCUUGGACGGAAGUCAGCCUCUGUUGCUUUGAAUGUUCAAUAUGCUCCAAACAAUGUUGUGUUCUCAAUGAAGCCUGCAGGACACGUCCUCAACGGAAGUGCAGUGACUCUCAGCUGCAGCAGCGACGCCAACCCACCUGUGCCACAGGGUGGAUACAGCUUGUUUAAGGACAAACAGUUAAUAAGUUCUGGACCGAGCUACACCAUCUCUUUUCCUCAGCCCAGCCACAGUGGACUGUACCACUGCCAGGCCUCCAAUAAUAUCAGCAGGAGGGGCAACACAUAUGUUAACUCUCCUGAGGUGAACCUAGAUGUGCAGUAUCUGCCAAGUGUUGCCGGGGGUAGCAGUGUCAACAUAGCAUGCAGCAGCGCAGCCAACCCUGCAAACCGCAGCUUCAUCUGGUAUAAGUGGAGCAGCCCCAGCUCCCUGCUCCAAGUGGGCUCAGGACAGGUACUGUCUCUUCCCUCCACGAACGGAUCCCACACGGGAAUCUACCUCUGCCAGGUCAAGAACCUUCUUGGGGUCACCAACUCGACAAAAGUGCUGCUGGCAAUGGAGGAAAAUAAUUCUGGUCAUCAGGCCCUACUGAUACUUGCUGGAUUUGGAGUGUGUCUUUUGGGGUCCCUUGUCAUAGCUCUUCUUUUGCUGUGGACCAAACACAGGCGUGAGCAUGAAAAAAGGGUGCCGUUACAUUCCCAAUAUGUCAGCCAUGCAGAUGCUGAAGAUCAGUCCAACAGUGUUUAUGCCAACGUCAACAUAUCAACACCGUCUCCUCAACCUCCACCACGCAGAUACUCCAAGCAACAACAUGCUAAUGUCAUGCACCAGUAUGGGCAUGUGAAAACACGGCGCCAUCGCUCACAACAAGCACGUAAUGGCCGCUUCUCUAAUUCUAUUGAUAAACAUGAUGAGGUUACUUACUCUACAGUCACCAUCCAAGCCAAAAACCCUCAAGAAUCCAGGUUCAAAAUGGGGGAGAAUGACACAACAAUAUAUUCCGUUGUGGCUAAUUCCAGAUGAAUGAUACAGUUUUAGCAGCAGCAUCAUUAUGUCACACAUUUCUUCACAUGAUAUUUAAGUGUUUGUGAGACUUAUUUUGGAAUCCUGUGCAUUAAUGACUCGAAAAUACAAUAUUUACUUAUGCAGUAUUUCUGUAAGAAUUCCCAAGAGUGUUUUUUUUUUGCAUCCAUAAUACUAUACUUUACAAUAAAUCCCA
Doryrhamphus excisus (bluestripe pipefish) is the source of this 2448-nucleotide messenger RNA. Its product is annotated as sialic acid-binding Ig-like lectin 16. The record is from RefSeq and is a predicted model, not a curated record. Lineage: Eukaryota; Metazoa; Chordata; Actinopteri; Syngnathiformes; Syngnathidae.